GAAAAUGAAUUACAACGAGCUAACUGCAAUCCCUCACCUCGGAGAACCAACGGCUAAUAUUACGCUUCUUUCUUUAAUACAUAAUAAAAUUUCAGAGCUAGAUGGAGAUUUGCUUCAGCUGUACCUUUCUUUGGAAACCUUAGACCUCAGCUCAAAUCUUCUCACAGAAAUAAAAAGCUCCUAUUUUCCACGUAUCCCUAUGAAGUAUUUGAAUCUAAGUAACAAUAGAAUUACUACUUUGGAAGCUGGAUGCUUUGACAACUUGUCUGGCUCUUUAGUAGUUUUAAAACUUAACAGGAACAAGAUCAGCAUGAUUCAACCAAAAAGUCUGAAGCUCCCUCAUUUGCAGUUCCUUGAAUUGAGACGAAACCGAAUUCAAAUUGUGGAGAGCUUGACUUUUCAAGGGCUGGAUUCGCUGAAAUCUUUAAAACUACAACGGAAUGGUAUCAGCAAACUAAUGGAUGGGGCGUUUUUUGGACUAGAUAACAUGGAGCAGUUAGAAUUAGAAUAUAAUAAUGUCACAGACAUAAAUAAAGGUUGGCUUUAUGGAUUGCGCUCACUACAACAGCUUUACAUGAGCCAGAAUGCUGUUCACAGGAUCAGUCCAGAUGCAUGGGAGUUCUGCCAGAAUCUUCUGGAUCUGGAUGUGUCAUACAACCAGCUGAACCGUUUGGAUGAGUUUGUAUUUGUUGGGCUGAGCUCACUGGAAAAACUAAACCUAGGCGAUAACCGGAUAAAUCACAUCGCUGAAGGUGUUUUUAAGGGCCUUGCAAAUCUUGAGACAUUGGACCUUCAAAAUAAUGACAUCUCCUGGGCUAUUGAAGAUUCUAAUGAAGCAUUUGCUGGACUGGUUAAGCUGCUUAAACUCAUUUUGGAAGGGAACAAGAUUAAGUCCAUCACCAAGAAAGCCUUCAGUGGCCUGGAUUCUUUGCAGCAUCUCGACUUGAGCAAUAAUGGGGUCAUGUCUGUGCAAGAGAAUGCCUUUGCUCAUGUUAAACUUCAGGAAUUAAUCCUAAACACAAGCAAUUUGCUUUGUGACUGUCAGCUAAAAUGGUUCCCCCAGUGGUUCACUGACAGUGGAUUUCAGCAUGCUGUUAACGUGAAUUGUGCCCAUCCUGAUUGGCUGUCUGGGCGUUCUGUGCUCAGUGUGGAUUCAGGGGAUUUUAUCUGCGAUAACUUUCCUAAACCACAAAUCAAAGCACAUCCGGAGACAACUGUGGCAUUGAAAGGAAUGAAUGUGACGCUCACAUGUUCUGCAGGCAGUAGUAGUGAUACGCCCAUGUACACGGCAUGGAGGAAAGACAGUGAAAUCCUGUAUGAUGCCAAAGUAGAAACUUUUGCCAGAUAUUAUAAAAAUGGAGUGGAGCUCAUAGAGUAUACUACAGUUUUGCACCUUUAUAAUGUGAACUUUACAGAUGAAGGGAAGUACCAGUGUGUCAUCACCAAUCAUUUUGGUUCCAAUUACUCCAGUAAAGCUAAGCUCACAGUCAAUGAAAUGCCUUCAUUCCUGAAAACUCCAAUGGAUCUGACCAUCCGCACUGGUGCCAUGGCACGUUUGGAAUGUGCAGCAGAAGGUCACCCGCCUCCACAAAUUGCUUGGCAGAAAGAUGGGGGAACUGAUUUUCCUGCAGCACGAGAACGCCGUAUGCAUGUUAUGCCUGAAGAUGAAGUCCUAUUCAUUGUCAAUGUUAAAAUUGAAGACAUGGGCCUUUACAGUUGUAUGGCACAAAAUGCUGCAGGAAGUAUAUCAACCAAUGUCACACUGACUGUGUUGGAAACCCCAUCGUUCAUAAGACCCCUAGAAGAUAGAACCGUUGCUCGUGGGGAAACUGCUGUAUUGCAGUGUAUAGCAGGGGGAAGCCCAGCUCCACGUUUGAAUUGGACUAAAGAUGAUGGUCCUCUGGUGGUUACUGAGCGGCAUUUCUUUGCUGCCGCUAAUCAGCUGCUCAUCAUUGUGGAUGCAGGACCUGAAGAUGCAGGGAAAUACACAUGUAUUAUGUCUAAUACCCUUGGAACUGAAAGAGGUCACAUUAACCUUUAUGUACUGUCUUCACCUAAUUGUGACUCAUCCCAGAACAUUGUGGGAUAUGAAGAAGAUGGUUGGACAACUGUGGGCAUUGUUAUAAUUGUUGUUGUCUGCUGCGUGGUGGGAACCUCUUUGGUCUGGGUUAUUGUCAUAUACCAUAUGCGAAGGAAAAAUGAAGAUUACAGCAUAAGCAGCACCGAGGACAUGAAUUUACCUGCUGACAUUCCAAGCUACCUUUCUUCCCAAGGAACCCUCUCAGAGCCACCAGAAGGAUACAGUAAUUCUGAAGCUGGCAGUCACCAGCAGCUCAUGCCUACAGCCGGUGGAUGUGUACACAAAGGAACCGAUGGAUUAUAUGUAGAUACUGGUAGUGAGGCAGAUGCAGAAAUCCUAAAUACUCAAUUCGCAGCAAAUAUGCAGAGUAGCAGAAUUCCCCCAUUAUAUGGAGUUCGUGGAGGCAUGCAUCCAGGGGAGAUGCGUGACAGUCAUCCUGUACCAGGUGCUGGGCAACAUAUGAUCUGCUCAGAUUGUUAUGACAAUGCUAAUAUCUACUCACGGACUAGAGAAUAUUGCCCAUAUACAUACAGUAUGGAGGAGGACUCAUUGGAUCAUACCUUUUCUAGCUUUAUGGCACAAAAUCCAAAAGAGACUUUCCUGUCUCACACUCUUGAGGUGGGAGCAUCUGCUACUGAGAGGGAUAUGUCUGCGUUCCUAAACAACUAUGACAGGAAGGAAAGUGCAAAACCCAGCUGUGGCUAUAGCAAGAUGAUCUAUUCUGUUUUCAAACCUACAGAUUCGGGUCUUUGUCCAAACUGGUCUACAAAGAAAGAUGGCAACAUGCCUGCACCACACCCUCACCUAUACCACCAUUCUGUAGUUGGUAAUGAGAAAACCUUACUAAGAAAUGAAGGGCCAUCUUCAAUCAAGCCAGAAGAGCAUUCCAUGCCAAGACCUUGCUUGAGAUCAUAUGACCAAGACUGUGACCUAAGCAGGACUCUAUUUAUUGGUGAUUACAAGGAAACAACCUAAUUAUACCAAAUGAAUCUGCAAGUCAGCUGACUUUGUGUGGACUACCUCAGAAUUUACUCCAUGGCCAAAAGUGCUAU
This is a messenger RNA of Nanorana parkeri, 3132 nucleotides long. It is a transcript of the gene LRIG2, whose product is annotated as leucine rich repeats and immunoglobulin like domains 2. The transcript is spliced from 17 exons. NCBI's taxonomy places the organism in Eukaryota, Metazoa, Chordata, Amphibia, Anura, Dicroglossidae. Bases 5 to 3055 code for a protein of 1016 amino acids. The record is from RefSeq and is a predicted model, not a curated record. Gene Ontology annotation, molecular function: protein binding.